AUUUCUUACAUGCCUCCCAAAGCUCACCGCGCUGGCGCAACGGGCCUCCCUCGUACACACUCCCGUUCAUCGUCGGGAGGCUCCUCCAAAGCAGCACUGAACCUUCACUUCACGCAGAAGGAUCCUGCUCCAGCGAAGCAAGCCGAAAGAACGAAGAAAAACGGCUUAGUUCAUGAUUCGCAUUCAAGAAAUACUUCGCCGUAUCCUCCUCGAGUAAAUAGCUCGACACAUCUUGCUUCAAGGGAGCAGCUACCAGUUCAAACACAGCGGCAUGUACCUCCCUCAAACCAGCGGCAGGCAACGACAACUGGCAAACCUAAAGCUGGAUUUACUAUCGCUAGCCAAAGUGCGGAUGAAGACGAUGAGUGGAUCUCUAGCGAGAGUGGGGCAGCGACUCCGAGCAGUGUGAGCUCCGACAGUGGCAGGUCCCAAACACCGGUCGAGACGCACAAACAUUCGCUCCCCGCGGCCCCGCCCAUUGAUGAACUCAUACAUCGACCGGAAACUCCAAGAGCACAACCGCCUUCUAUGUCACGGGUGCCUACCAUCCGUCCUUCCGAUGCACCAGCUCGAGCGUUAUCAGCUGUAGCUGUGUCAGCUGCACGUGCAUCACCGGCUCCAGCACUAGCCACAUCCAGACAUCCAGUGAAACAGUCUAAUCUCUCUCAGCACCCUUCUCCUGAGCGCCGUAUCAUGGAGACUCGCUCAGAGAACACUUCGCCUAUUCAUCGUUCACGUCCGCACAAACGCCAGUCAGUCACACGCCCACCAUCUACUCAUUCGACAACAAGCAGAAAUGAUGCACCAUUACGCCCACAUCCACUUAUCCGAGGUCAGUCAUAUGGCCAUGCAGCUCCAGUGACACCACGGAUGGUGCCUCUCGCUCCACUCACCAUCACAUCUGAAGCUGCUCCAGCGCACAUAUCCGGUACUCAGACCUAUGAUACGGAGGAUAGAAUAUGCACUUCGCCAUCUAGUAUCAAGACUGCGCAUGCUCUACCACCUAAUCGCAGGACAUCAGUAUCAUCCGCACGUUCGGUGGUCACUCUUCCGAGUCAAGCACAUAUCCAACCACUCCAAUUCAAGGUUGUACACGACCGCACUCGUACCCUGUCAUCCAUGUCAUCAACUUCAUCGAGCUCUGUACAAGCGUUGUCAUCACUUGCACAACUUCCCACCACCCGUCCGUCAACACCGCAAUAUACCUCGCAUUUUCCUGCAGCUAGUCUGUACACCAACCUUGAAACUGUGCACCCACUACUCCCACCACCCUACCUUAGUGCACACGUGUCCAUCCUUGCGCACCGAAGUCCGUUGAGGGAGUCGUAUGAUAGAGUUAUUGCCGCCAAGGAGCAACAACGACGCGGAGAGAGUGUUUGAGGCGCCCAUACUGGUGCUUUUGAAUCUUAAUUGACUGGUGGAAUGUCCGUGACACGUCUCCUCGUUCACCCUCAUUUAUUAAACUGAGCGAUAUUUCAGAUCUAUACAUACCAUUAUUAUCAAUUUUUCUUUCGUCAUUGCACCCGACUUGUGUACCGUUGUGGACAAUAUGAUACCAUUUACUGUCCCA
Suillus discolor is the source of this 1570-nucleotide messenger RNA. RefSeq lists its product as uncharacterized. The transcript has 2 exons. The record is from RefSeq and is a predicted model, not a curated record. NCBI's taxonomy places the organism in Eukaryota, Fungi, Basidiomycota, Agaricomycetes, Boletales, Suillaceae. The coding region runs from base 10 to 1380 and encodes 456 amino acids.